AAGGAAGUAAUUUAAGAAUGUUGAAACACGCCCCUGAGCAUCACGGAAGUGCGUGCAAGUAAUGUCAUAUGACUUGUUCAGAACGAGAAAUAAAAUGUUGCUAAUCUGUGGAUAAAAGUGGACCUUAACGGUGAAUGAUAUCCAAAGCAAACACGAAAUGGAGGAGAUAAGAAUAUCUCCUGAUUACAACUGGUUCAGAAGCACAGUGCCACUGAAAAAAAUUAUAGUGGACGACGAUGACAGCAAGGUGUGGUCCUUGUAUGACGCAGGCCCAAAGAGCAUCAGGUGUCCCAUCAUAUUCCUUCCCCCUGUGAGUGGGACAGCAGAGGUGUUCUUCCAGCAGGUCUUAGCCCUGACAGGCUGGGGCUACAGAGUCAUCUCACUGCAGUAUCCUGUUUAUUGGGAUCUCUUGGAGUUCUGUGAUGGAUUUCGGAAGCUUCUCGAUCACUUGCAUUUGGACAAGGUCCAUCUAUUUGGUGCUUCUCUGGGCGGCUUCCUGGCCCAGAAGUUUGCCGAGCACACACACAAGUCUCCCAGAGUCCACUCUCUGAUCCUGUGCAACUCCUUCAGUGACACCACCAUCUUCAACCAGACAUUGACAGCCAACAGCUUUUGGUUGAUGCCCGCCUUCAUGUUGAAGAAGAUUGUCCUGGGGAACUUCGCUAAAGGACCUGUCGACCCCAAGAUGGCCGACGCAAUCGACUUUAUGGUCGACAGACUGGAGAGCCUGAACCAGGGUGAGCUAGCCUCCAGACUAACACUCAACUGUCAGAACUCCUACGUGGAGCCUCACAAGAUAAAGGACCUGGCCGUCACCAUUAUGGAUGUGUUCGACCAGAGUGCCCUGUCACACGAGGCGAAAGAGGAAAUGUAUAAGCUGUAUCCAAAUGCCAGACGGGCUCACCUCAAAACGGGUGGAAACUUCCCCUACCUGUGUAGGAGUGCUGAGGUCAACCUAUACAUACAGAUCCAAUGGCUGUUUCCUCCUCUCCUCACUCUGCUGUCGUCCGCCUCCGCCAUGUUGUUCUCAACACCACUUUAUUUCAAUAUUCACCUGCGGCAGUUCCACGGGACGCGGUACGCCGCCAUCAACUCGGACAUGGUGAGCGCCGAGGAGCUGGAGGUGCAGAAGAGCCACCUGGUGAAUAGCGCCAACGACCAAUGACGAGACUGUUACCCAGCACCUUCUCCUCUCUCCCAGCUCUGACCGGCAGGCCAGAACCAUAGAAUCGGAUUGGCUGAUUCUGUGGGGCAGAACUAUGGGAACUACGUUUCCCUGACCAGCAAAACAGCCAAGAAAAAGUCAACCAUAGAAAUUAGAAUGACUCAAUUCUAUUUCUGUAUUUCUAUGAUCUCAACCAUCAUCACCCAGUCACCACGACUGGUCACACGGAUCUAUGGAUCCACUUGUUAAAAAAGGUCAUCUCUUCACCUGAUCUUCUUUCUGUUUUUUCUACGAUAUUGAAUACAAUCAAUCCACAAGUUGAACUGAUACUAUUUUUACUUUACAGUUAAAAAUAUAUAUUUUAAUUAUCACUGUUACUGUAAAUAGAGCGUAAUUGGCUACGUUGCUUUGAGAGAAGAAACGCCAUACGAUGCCAUGUUAUGAACCUUUUGCCUUACGUGAUAUAAAUCUCAUGCAUUUAAUUGAUGUUGCACUUUUGAAUUCCAUGUUUUUCCUUCUAUGUUUAUGGUUAACUCUGCCAACUGUGGCGAUACUUGGUAAGCUAGAAAACCUGCACUGAUUAGAUAUACAGCGGAGGAUGGUAGUCAGAAGAAAUAAUGUUAAAUUUAAUUUGUAAUUUAAUAAAGCCUUCUUGAAAACAU
Messenger RNA from Oncorhynchus mykiss (rainbow trout), 1827 nucleotides. RefSeq names its product maspardin. Lineage: Eukaryota; Metazoa; Chordata; Actinopteri; Salmoniformes; Salmonidae. The record is from RefSeq and is a predicted model, not a curated record. Gene Ontology annotation, molecular function: CD4 receptor binding. Gene Ontology annotation, cellular component: cytosol; trans-Golgi network transport vesicle.